AGCAUAAAAACAUUUUAAAGGGCACACAUCGAGGUAAACGUCGACGGGAAAAUUUCGCAAACCGAGACCCUACCACCACCACCAGAGAAAAUCGCUCGCAGACGCGGCGUUUUCUGCUACCCUAAAGCCCUGAUGGUCUCAUCCGCGCCGUUGGUCUCGCCGCUACAGCCUAAAUCCUCCAGUCCGGACGGGGACGACGCCGAAGAGGAGAUCGAGUACGAGGAGAUUGAGGAGGAAAUCGAAGUAGAAGAGGAGGUUGAAGAAGAGGUAGAAGAAGUGGUGGGUGAUGAUGAUGACGAAAUUGGGCAAGAUUUAACUCCAGUGCGCCAAGAAAAUCACGAACAUGGGGAAGGAACCUCUAGAGAUAGUGGUCCAAAGACUCCCUUUCAUGAUAGUGGGGAAAUGAACCGUGCCGGAAGUUCUCAUUCUAUUGCAGGCGUUGAUGCUGCAUUGCCAAUGGAUGGUACUUGUGAGAAGAAUGAUCCUCCAAUAGCUGUAAAGUCUGGAACGAGUCAGGACAGCGUAGAUGCUUUGGGUAACCUAGGUCAAAUUUCGCCAAGGUUGCACCUGCCACAUAUAAGAUUAAGGGAUCCUUCCUCUAGUGUUGAAUAUGGCGGACGGGAGAUCAAAAAGUUGGGUAUUGUUUGUGAGUUUCAUUCAAAAGGAUGGUGUAUUAAGGGAAAUUCUUGUAGGUUCCUUCACAUAAAGGAUAAAAUAGAUGCUUUGGAUAGGAGUAAAGCACUGAUGGGAGAAGCUUCAUCAAGUGCAUGUGUUCCUACACAUCAAUGUGGUGAGAACCAAAGAAUGAAUAAGACAGAAAAAAUGGCGUCCUAUCAAGAUGGUGCAUUGGGAAGCUUUCCGUUAGUGGCUGGUGUAGGAAGCUAUGGACAUGAUCGGUACAUGGUUGGAACAGAAAUGGGGGGUACGAAGGAUGAAAUAGUACACAAUAACUACCACUCCAUGAAGUUGCCCUAUUCUUAUUCUAGGUCACCCUUAUCUUUUGGCUCUCCUUGGAACAUCAAUUCUCUUGGAACCCAAAACUAUUUGAAGAGUGGGCUAGAUCAUCACACUUUUGUAUCCUCAUCCAUACAGCGUGGUGUGUCACCACGUUUGGGUUCUAACUCAGAAAGUCUGUCCUGGAAUCAUGCAAUAAGUAAUGGACAACCAGUCAAAUAUAAGGCUACAAUAUCUUAUGAUUGGGAACCAUCUGUUCCUUUCCGACCUUCCCAUGUGAUAACUCAACAUUUAUUAAUGAAAGAAAAUCUCUACGAUUCCAUGAACAAAGUCAUUGAACUGAAAGAUGCUGGAGAUGAGCUUGUGCGAUUUUCAUAUCCUGACCGAGGGUCAUCUUUUAAGAAUGGACAUCAGCAGCCAACCUGUUUACCGGAACCGGAGAUGGUUUUGAAGUCUGCCCAAGUAGGUGAUACUGUAAAAGAUAGUUUGUGGAGCUUUGGUUCUGAGAAUAAAACACGAUUAGAUCAAAUAGUGCAUGGAGCAGAGCUGAAUGUUGACAGACAUGAUAAAACUGAAGUUAAUUUGAAGAGAGAUGGUCACAUGCAAAAUGAAGUUAAUGGGCCAAAAGCUUUGAAGUACUUUCAGGCUGCGCUCAUAGAAUAUGUGAAAGAAUUGGUGAAACCAACGUGGCGGGAGGGCCUUUUGACAAAGGAUGCUCAUAAAAUAAUAGUUAAAAAGGCUGUAGACAAGGUUAUUAGCACAGUGCAGCCUCACCAAAUUCCUGGCACAAGUGAAUCAGUGAAACUUUAUCUGAUUUCAUCAGAGUCCAAACUUACUAAGCUAGUUGAGGGAUAUAUUGAUAAGUAUGGGAAAUUUUAGAGAUUGCUGAACAAUCUGCCCUUGUUUCACAAACUCUUCCUGUAGCUCCCAAAGGAAAGUUCUGAACCCUUCUUUAUGGGCCUUUAUUCUAUUUAUUUUCUUGAGACAUCUAAGAACUAAGACAUGGCUGGUGAAAUGAUGGAUGCUAUGUUGAACAUUUCCUUUGCUUCAAAUUUCCAAUGUGAAUCUUCUGAAUGAAUUUCGGUGAGAUGAAUUAAACAAUGUUGCCUAUAGAAUUAAGCUGCAAUCUUUAGCUGCCAGCACUUUACAUGUACUUAUAUUGGUAAGUCUUUAUGUGUGUAUGGGAGUUCUCAUAAAUUUAUUCUAACCAUUCUGCUAGGUAAGUGUGUACCUUUUGAAGUGUAGUACCCAGGAUGGAGCUGCAAGUGGAUUUUCGAAAUGAAUUUUGGUGAAUUGAAGUGAACUAUAGUGCAUGUGUUGAACUGCACUAUUUAGGUGGAAGCUCAUUAAAGGCAACUUUUAUUGUUGAGGCUUUGUGCGUAUGGGUCAAGUUUAUAAAAUUUAUUCUAACCACUCCACCGGGCAAGUAUACCUAUCAAACUGUAGUACACAGGGUGGGGCAGCCAGUGAAUUUUCACAAUGAAUUUGCUAAAUUGAAUUAAAUAACACUCCUUAUAGUUCAAGAUUCAAUAUUUACGCACCAGCUCAUUAGAGGCAUUCUUUUAAGUUCCUCUGUUGUGUAGUUUUGAAUGCACUCAAAUUCAUUCUUACGACUCAACUAGGCAGGUAUACCCAUUGGCUUGUAUUGCAUUAUUGAGUGGUGAGUUUUGAAUAUAUAGUGACCGAAAACAAUAUUAUUUACACCUUGCAUCCUAAGUUCAGCCUAGCCCAAUUGAUUUCAUUAAUGGUCAACGAGUAUGAAUAUGACUAUAAUAUUUAAGUUGAAUAAAAUACAAAUAAAAGUGAGAAAGUGAGCAAAUAAUAGUUAGAAUCAAGUUUUACGGAUGCUAGACUUCAUGGUGAAUCUUCCAAAUUAACAUGCAAUUGAUUAAGUGAACACCAGGGGUCUGUUUCUUUAAUAAAAAUUUUCCAACACAUUUUCUCCAAAAUAUUAAUAUACUACAAACGUUCAUUAUUUUUAUAUUAUCUACAAAAUUUCUUAUACCCCACGUAAAAAAAGAAAAAAAAAAAAAAAUCAAACCAAAAAUCAAAACAAACACACUCCAGAUCAUUUUGAUGCCCCUAAGUUAUGUUAUUCCUAUCUGGAGAAUAGUGGUUUUCCAUAACUCUGAAAUUCAUUAAUCAACAUCAUUUCCUACUUAUAUGGAGGACUUUAGAUUAGGUAUGGUUCAUUCAAUUUAGACUUGCUAUUGUCCUUUUUUUGCCCAAGAUGCAAAUAAGAUAAUUGCACAUAUAGAAGUGUGGAUAUUAACAAACAAAAGUAAACAUGCAAUACUUUGACUAUCAAAACACACUAACAUUGUUAUCAUGCAUUCUUUAGGAUACAUCUCUUUGGGAGUUUGGACUUUUGCUCUUCAUGAAGCCUAGAGAAUUGUGUCUUGGCAGCCUCAUUGAUCUCUAUUGAAAAUCUUUCAGUGACAUUCCAUGUUAAAUAAUGUUUGUCUUAUCAACUUUAAAAUUUUAUAUUUUAAAAUGAUUAGAAACAAUGUGGAUAAUUCUACUAUAUCCCAACUUUCAACACAUAAUAUUUCGUAGUAGUGUGGUACAUAUUCAAACAGAUACGUAACAUAACAUUAUGUGUGGAACCCAGAACCAGCACCACUAACACUAUAGCAAACACUUCCACAAGUUGUCAUCUAAGUGGCCCAUCUUAUAGGUAGUCGAAUUUCUUUCCACAAACAAGUGCUAUCUCAAAGUAUAGGCCAAUGCUCCAUAACACAUGCAUAAUUUUAUCUGUCAGACCAACAAGUUAGAUUGAAUAGGAUUAAUUGUUUGGCUUCUUAUUGUUUCACUAUAGCCAAUGGUCAAUUAUGCAAAUAACAACACAUUUCAUUUGGCAUUGGGCUUUGCCAUGAACUAUAUAUUCUACUAACCGAUUAGCCUCUCUAAUGUAACCAUAAUAGAAACUUUAUGGCUAUGGUGGGACAUACAAAUACUUCACACACAUAUAUAGUUGUAAUAGAGGUAAUAGAUGACUAUAUAUAUGGAAAUGCAUUAGUGGGGCUUAUGUGCUCAACCACCUCAACUAUGUUAACUUGAUUGCAAAUAGUUGAGAGGGGAAAGUUACAUAUAUGCAUCACAAGAUGGUAUAAUUCUUUUCUUUUGUACAAAAUCUUGCAUAUGGUUAUUGAUAGUGUUUUUAAAGAAAAUGUAACACAUAAGGUUAUAUGCAUGAUGUAUAUUAUUCUCUCUGUCCCAUAACAAAGUAUCAAUUUUUCCAUUUUAGUCCGUCCCAUAACAAAGUAUCAAUUUCAUUUUUUUUUAGUAACUCUACUAUCUAUAUAACAUUACAAAUACCCUUACAACUUACAAUAUAUUACACAAAUGCCAUUACUUUUAUAUCACACAUACUAAUAAGGUUAUUUUAGUCAUAUCUACUUUAUUUCUACUACAUCCCAAUAUAAUACUAAUAUUUCUAAAACUACGUGCAAAAAGCAAAUGGAUAUCUAGUUAUAGGACGGAGGGAGUACUAUAUUUAUUAUGUCUUCUCCAUCAUUUCAAAAUAUAUGCUACUUAUCACAUUAGUUGAUGAAAAUUCUUUACUUAGCAUCAUCCAUAUGGUGUGAAAGCAUUAUUAAAAAAGUGACAUGAACUAACCCUUUUGAACCCCUUUCCGUUCUAGUCUAGGCCCUCCUCGACUUGGUGCAAGUAAGGUAGAAGAAGAAGCAAUAUGUGGAAAAGCUUUGUAAGAAACAAGUGAUGGGAUUGUCACAGUGUGAUCUCCUCACUCUUACCCAACAAAGGUUGGCAACUAUGUCUAUGCCAUGACAGAGGGGCUCUCAAGGUGAAGUCUGAAGCUGCAUCCAGUUAAGAUAUGUCGGAGCUUUCACAAUCAAUGCGCGACAACACUGUUUGAUUUCUGUAAAUAAACUCCAGCUCGAUUCUUUGUAAGUUAAUACUGUGCAUAUGCAUUAGAUUCCUCUGAAUUUUGUAUAGCUUUAAUUUAUUCAUCUAUUAAUGUUUGGGUUUCUUUUAUAUGGUAUGUGUAUUUGUCCAUUCUAUGCUUUCCCUUUGCCAGAUGAGGUCGCAAAUAAAUGAUAAGCAUGGUCGCAACCAUUAUAUGUGUGUAUAUAUUUUAUGUUUGCAAAUCAGACUACAAAAUGUUUUGGUAGAAUCCCAACAGUGCAAAAUCUCAGUGUGUCUUGCAUUGCUUGCUAAUCUAGUAUAAACACUUUAGAAUAUGAACUGGGCCAUAUAAUGCCAACAGAAGCUAAAAAUCCCAAAAACAGUGCACAUGCACAUGCCUUUAAAAAUUAUUGGAAAGUGAACUCUGGGAUUGGUACAAAAUUGAUAUGGUUAACUUCACGUCUGGCUUGCUCUUAUCCAUCCCAAAAUAAGUUUAGAAUUAAAGAAUUUGGGGACAAUCUUAUCUUGUCCAUAUGUUUUAAGUAGUAACGUGUUUUUAUGCCACUUUGACAUUUUAAACUCCAAAAAAUAUAGCAUCAAAGCCCAUAUUAAACCUAAACCCGAAUUAAAUUUAUUAGUAAAGUAUAUUAAAAUGUGAAUGUGAAGUUAUUUAUAGUAUAUAUAUAUAUAGAGAGAGAGAGAGGGGGGCAUAUAUCAUAUGGUCAUAUCCAAAGAGAAAAAGCAACCUCACACAUGGACGACAAUCCGCACCUUAUUCUCUCCC
Messenger RNA from Andrographis paniculata, 5605 nucleotides. Its product is annotated as auxin-repressed 12.5 kDa protein-like. The record is from RefSeq and is a predicted model, not a curated record. Bases 133 to 1833 code for a protein of 566 amino acids. The transcript is spliced from 7 exons. Lineage: Eukaryota; Viridiplantae; Streptophyta; Magnoliopsida; Lamiales; Acanthaceae. Gene Ontology annotation, molecular function: metal ion binding.